This is a messenger RNA of Antechinus flavipes (yellow-footed antechinus), 4632 nucleotides long. It is a transcript of the gene SATB1, whose product is annotated as SATB homeobox 1. NCBI's taxonomy places the organism in Eukaryota, Metazoa, Chordata, Mammalia, Dasyuromorphia, Dasyuridae. The record is from RefSeq and is a predicted model, not a curated record. Gene Ontology annotation, biological process: chromatin remodeling; regulation of transcription by RNA polymerase II. Bases 959 to 3343 code for a protein of 794 amino acids. Gene Ontology annotation, molecular function: RNA polymerase II cis-regulatory region sequence-specific DNA binding; DNA-binding transcription factor activity, RNA polymerase II-specific. The transcript has 12 exons.
CACACAACAGCCCCGGGUAAAUAGGAAAGGACAGAUCCUCUCUGCUAUUUUUAAGAAGAGCGAAGGCUAAAUUAAAAGUGGUAUUUUAGUGCCUUUUCCCAUAUUUUUUUCGCUACACUUUACCCUCCGCCCUUCCUACUCCUCGGUAGAGCUCUUGGUUGGGUUUGGAGGUUCAGGGAGAAAGUUUAGGCUUGUUAAUGUUACUGUCAAUUGUUUCUGGGGGGGCGGGAUUGAGGGUGGGAGAAAGGUUGCUUUCCCCCCCCUUCUUUCCUCCCUGUGGUUCUUCUGGGUUAUUGGAGAAUAAUACUCCAAGUGACAGCCAGAAGUAGACUUUCUGCCUUUUUCACGCCGGAGAGCCUAUGAGAUAGAGAGCUAGGGAGAAGCUUUUUUUCCCUCAUUAGAUCUCGUCCGCAGUGAUUUUUUCGCUUUUAAAGAAAAGAUAAUCAGCGACCACCAUCACCCCACAUACCCUAUACCCCCCAAAUCAUCUCAUUGUGGACCUUAUAGUGCUUUUUGCUUUGUUUUUGCGAUCUUUUUUCCAACGUUUCACUUGUCAGAUCAAUUUUAUCUUCUCUCUACUCACUUCCCAGUCUCCCUCCUCCCCCAUCGAAAACCCUGUUCUCCUAGAGACAUUUGAAAAAACAACAUUUUUUGAAUUCUGAUUUUUGCGCUCAUGGCUUCUCCUCAUCUUGACGUUUAUUUCUGCCCUUCCCCCGCUUAGGGGGGAGGGGGGUGGGGGAGACAAAAUAAUACAAUUUAAGGGGGAAGUCGCCUUCAGGUCUGCUGCUUUUUUUUUUUUUUAAUAAAAAAAAAAAAGGAUAUAGAAAAACAUCAGUCUUGAACUUCUUCCUCUUCAAGAUCUCGGGCUGCAAAGGAAAUCUCCUUUGUUUUUGUUAUUUAUGUGCUGUCAAGUUUUGAAGUGGUGAGUUUCAGGUGAUUUUUAGAGGCGGGACUGAGUAUGGAUCAUUUGAACGAGACAACUCAGGGGAAAGAACAUUCGGAAAUGUCUAACAAUGUAAGCGAUCCGAAGGGUCCACCAGCCAAAAUUGCCCGCUUGGAGCAGAAUGGGAGCCCAUUAGGAAGAGGACGACUUGGAAGUACAGGAGCUAAAAUGCAAGGAGUGCCUUUAAAACACUCUGGACAUCUGAUGAAAACUAACAUUAGAAAAGGAACAAUGCUACCUGUUUUCUGUGUGGUGGAGCAUUAUGAGAACUCCAUUGAAUAUGAUUGUAAGGAGGAACAUGCAGAGUUUGUGUUGGUAAGAAAGGAUAUGCUUUUCAACCAACUGAUAGAAAUGGCAUUGCUCUCUCUUGGAUAUUCUCACAGCUCUGCUGCCCAAGCCAAAGGGCUAAUCCAAGUUGGAAAAUGGAAUCCAGUUCCACUGUCCUAUGUGACAGAUGCCCCUGAUGCUACUGUUGCAGACAUGCUGCAAGACGUGUAUCAUGUGGUCACACUGAAAAUCCAAUUACACAGUUGCCCUAAACUAGAAGACUUGCCUCCUGAACAAUGGUCUCACACAACCGUAAGAAAUGCUCUGAAGGACUUACUGAAGGAUAUGAACCAGAGUUCAUUGGCCAAGGAGUGUCCCCUUUCCCAGAGUAUGAUUUCAUCCAUUGUGAACAGCACUUACUAUGCAAAUGUAUCAGCAGCAAAAUGUCAAGAAUUUGGAAGGUGGUAUAAACAUUUCAAGAAGACAAAAGAUAUGCUGGUUGAGAUGGAUAGCCUUUCUGAACUAUCCCAGCAAGGUGCCAACCACGUCAACUUUGGCCAGCAGCCAGUCCCAGGGAACACCGCUGAGCAGCCCCCAUCCCCUGUGCAGCUUUCUCACGGCAGCCAGCCAUCAGUCCGGACCCCUCUUCCAAACCUGCACCCUGGACUUGUAUCAACUCCGAUUAGUCCGCAGUUGGUAAAUCAACAGCUGGUGAUGGCUCAGUUGCUGAACCAGCAGUAUGCAGUGAACAGACUCUUAGCCCAGCAGUCCUUAAACCAACAGUACUUGAACCACCCUCCCCCUGUCAGUAGAUCUAUGAACAAGCCGUUGGAGCAACAGGUCUCAACCAACACAGAGGUGUCUUCCGAAAUCUACCAGUGGGUGCGAGAUGAACUGAAAAGAGCAGGAAUCUCCCAAGCAGUAUUUGCACGUGUGGCUUUUAACAGAACUCAGGGCUUGCUCUCCGAAAUCCUCCGAAAGGAAGAAGAUCCCAAGACCGCCUCGCAGUCCCUGCUGGUUAACCUCCGGGCCAUGCAGAACUUCUUGCAGUUGCCGGAAGCUGAAAGGGAUCGAAUUUACCAGGACGAAAGGGAAAGGAGUCUGAAUGCAGCCUCGGCUAUGGGUCCAGCUCCUCUGAUUAGCACUCCCCCCAGCCGGCCUCCCCAGGUAAAAACGGCGACAAUUGCUACGGAGCGGAAUGGGAAGCCAGAGAACAAUGCCAUGAACAUUAAUGCUUCCAUUUACGAUGAGAUUCAGCAGGAAAUGAAGCGAGCAAAGGUGUCCCAAGCACUCUUUGCAAAGGUUGCGGCAACCAAAAGCCAGGGGUGGCUGUGUGAACUGUUACGCUGGAAAGAAGAUCCAUCUCCAGAAAACAGGACCCUGUGGGAGAAUCUCUCCAUGAUUAGAAGGUUCCUCAGUCUUCCUCAGCCUGAACGAGAUGCCAUUUAUGAACAAGAAAGCAACGCUGUUCAUCACCAUGGUGACAGACCUUCCCACAUUAUCCAUGUUCCAGCAGAACAGAUUCAGAGCCCCUCUCCCACCACCCUUGUGAAAGGAGAGCCUAGAGGUACUUUCUCACCAAGCCUGCUGACCCCUGGACCAUGGCUGGGUGCUGCUCCACAGCAGCAGCAACAGCAGCAGCAGCAGCAGCAGCAGCAACAGCAGCAACAGCAGCAGCCUCAACCUCAGCAACAACAGCCUGGGCCCCGACUCCCCCCUAGGCAGCCUACUGUGGCUUCACCAGCUGAAUCAGAGGAUGAGAAUCGGCAGAAGACACGACCGCGAACAAAAAUUUCUGUUGAAGCUCUGGGAAUUCUCCAGAGCUUUAUCCAAGAUGUAGGCCUGUAUCCAGAUGAAGAAGCUAUCCAGACUCUCUCUGCCCAGCUUGACCUUCCCAAGUAUACUAUUAUUAAGUUCUUUCAGAACCAGCGAUAUUAUCUCAAGCAUCAUGGGAAACUGAAGGACAAUUCGGGUCUAGAGGUGGAUGUUGCAGAAUAUAAAGAAGAAGAGUUGCUGAAAGAUUUGGAAGAAAGUGUCCAAGAUAAAAAUGCAAACUCCCUUUUUUCAGUGAAAUUAGAAGAAGAAUUAUCAGUGGAAGGGAACACGGACAUUAAUGCUGAUCUGAAAGACUAAGAUAAAAGUAUUAUUUUCAUUCAACAGUGCCACUGGUAUUAACUAAUUAAACGAAAUUCCAUCUUGCAUUCUCUCAGAAACCUUUGUUGUUCAUUGUUUGGCCAAUGAGUCUUCAGAAACUUGCACACAUACACACACACACACACACACACACAUACACACACACACACAGACACAUGAAAUGAAAAAAAAAAAAAAAAGGAAAGUGCAGACCGCUAAAUGUUUUACUCUGUUUUACAAACUGCUCUACAGCUACAGAUGAAGCAUUGAGGAUUGUUUGAUAUUAAUUUGUGUUCACUGGCUACACCCUGUUGUAUCCAAUAAGCAUGAUACCAGUGAUUUUUGAUUCUGGAGCUUUCAAAGAAGCAUUACAACUUUGGUGAUUAUUGUUUCAUUUUUAUUAUUAUUAUUAUUAAUUAUUAUUAUUAUUAUUAUUACUGUAACACUCCACACUUGAUCUUUGGAAACUCACACUUAUUUUAAAGAAAAAGAGAGUUUGAUGCUCUUGCUCUAUUGUAUGUUACAAAAGAACUAUAUACUGUGGAAUGCAGUUUUAAAAUAACACACGCCAACAAAUGCCUUGUAUUAUAUGGCACUGCCGUAAUUCAGAUUUGUUUUCUUUUUUGGAAAUAAAAGGUCACUGUAAUAUUUUUUUCAUUUUCAUUGUUACAUGAUUUUUAAAAUGGAAAGAAAAUGUGAAACACAAUUUAGUCCUCAUUAUUUAUUUGUAGAUCCUGCAGCAUCAUGUUGUAAUUAAUUUUUUUUGGAAGUUUCCGUUAAAUGUAAUAUUGCUUCUCUUGUUCUCAUACUGAUUCUUUUCUAUUUAUAAAUGUAUUUUGAUGGGCAGUAAAACAAAGUGUCUUAAAAGUUUUAAAUAGAGAAAAUGUGCUUUACACAGUUGCCUAUAAAAAGUGCUCGAUGUUAUCCAAGCAAUUCAUACUAUAAGCUUCACUCUUAUUGUUGUAUGCAAUUUUUACUAUCAUGCAAAUAAGCUUAGGUAAAUAAAACUAAUAGAUCACCUUAGAAACUUAUGCAAUUAAUGUGAAAAUAAUUGAUGUUUGCAAUGUGUCUUCCUUUGGUUUACAAUCAAUUUUAAAGCUACAUCUGUAUAAAUUUUCUGUACAAAGGUGUAUUUCUUUUUUAUGAGUUUAUUGCUAUGAAAACACCAGUUAUUUUGUUACAGCUAGCUGUUUUUAUAAGUGUAUCACAAUUUUCUUUAUGCAGAACUGUUGACUAGGAGUGGUUAUUGACUGUAACUACACAAUUAAAAUUGUUUGUAUGGUAUGCUA